AUGGCGGCCCCAAUGAGAGAAGAGCUGGGUGGGGCGGUGGCGGCGUCCACAGAUAGUGUUGGAAGUGGCAAUGGCAACAACAACAAUACCAGCAGUAAUGCAAAUUUUGAGUAUGACGACAAUGAAUGGGAUAUUGGUAUAGGCGAUUUAAUUAUCGACUUAGACGCAGAUAUUGAAAAAACAGGAUCAACAUCUACAACUGCAACUAGUGAAGCCCUUGGUGUUACCAAUAGUGCGGCUACAACAGUCGGUUUAACGGCUGGUAGUGGAGCCAUGUCAGGAGCAGCUGCCACUGCACCCACAGCCACUACAGCUGGCAGCAAUAAAGCUACUGUUGAGCAUUCAGCUACUGUUGAUAAAGGAUUAAAAAUGAAAAUCAAACGAACAAAAACGGGGACUAAAAGCUUUGAAGCUAAACAUGAAAUCGUCAAGCCUGGCGAACAAAAUGGAUCUUUAGCUUCCACCCAAUCUCAGUCAAGUGGCAGUGCCUCUUCAAACGAUUCAUCUGGAUCUUCCGCUGAGUCCAAACAAACUGGUAAACAUUCCAGUACAUCUAGUACUAAUUGUACUACUCCUACAACCAGUACUACUUCCACUGUAAGUUCAGUAAAACGUGGAUCUAGCAGUCAUCGUAGAGAUAAAACAAAAGACAAACAACAUAGUUCAUCUACAAGUGGUGAUAAGUGUCAUAAAGUAAAUUCUAGUUUGUCUUCUGAACUUAAUGGUCGAGGUCCUGUUAGUCAAUCAGCUCCUAGAACCAGCACUUUCCCAGCUUUAUCAAGCAAUACACAGUCACCUAAUGUACCCGGUCCUGGACCACCGGUUGGAGAAGCAGGAACUUCAACUUCUUCAAGUGUGGCCAAUGGUCCGGAACAAAUUGUAUCACCCCCAGUAGUUCCAAUGGAAAAUACCCAAACUACUACAAAGUCUUCUGCAGCAUUGUCUACCUUAUCAAAACCUCUGCAAUCUACCUCACCACCCCCAACCAACAAAGUAAAGACUGCUAAUAGUUCAACUUCUGCUUCCCUAACAGAGCAAAAGGAAACAGCUGAUGCCUGUGUUGGUACUAGCAUCAGUGUUGGAACUGUUACAGAACCAGAUUGCUUUGGGCCAUGUGAACCUGGAACACAUGUUAAUUUAGAGGGAAUUGUAUGGAACGAAAUUGAAGGUGUGCUUGUUGUUAAUGUAACAUGGAGAGGAAAAACUUAUAUAGGCACAUUAUUAGACUGUACUAGACAUGAUUGGGCUCCACCUAGGUUUUCUGAAGCAUCUGCUGGAGAACCAGAAUGUCGUUUACCUCAAAAAGGACGUGGAAAAAGGGGCCGUGCUAGUUUAACCGCUAGCCCCAGUAACGAUUUGGUAAAUUUUACUGAAACCAGAUCUUCAGUUCAUAGUAAACUUCGAAGUAAUGGUACAAAUAAAUGUAAUAGCAGUAAUAAUUCAAGUAGAAGAGGUACAUCAUCACCAACACCGUCUUCGUUUGUACCACCACGUUCAGAUUCUAACAGCUCUAAUAAGAGGAAGAAGCCUCCUGGUUCUGAAGAUGAAGCUUCAGGGAAGAAAAUAAAAGCAGAGCCAGCAAGUCCACCACCUAUGUCACCUACUAUGUUAGAUUGCCCUGAACCAAAUUGUUCUAAAAAGUAUAAAAAUGCAAAUGGAUUAAGAUAUCAUCAAUCUCAUGCACAUGGUGCUGCUUUGGACGAUGAAGAUGCUGACACUAAAGAAUCUGGUGGUGCAAGUACUUCUGAAAACGAAGAUGAUACUAGUCCUGUUUCUGUGAGUAAUUCUGGUAUUCAAGAUAAUCUAAAAGAAGAUCAGCCUAUUGUCAUUAGUCAACCAAUUGAACAACCACAACUUUCCACAACUCCUCCAGUAACUGAAGUGGAUCCUCCAGCUCCAAUACAGUCUCCUCCUCUUUUAGUUACAAAACCUAGUGUUUUACGGUUUGGCCUCUCUGGAAAUGAAGAGACUAAUGUUGUUACCCCUACAUUGACUGCGCCUAAAACAGUUCUAUCAGUUCCUGUUGUUCAGCCAGCUCCUACUCCACCACCACUGCUACAGCCAGCAACUCCUUUACAAGCAAUUGCUCCUACUUCUCAGUCACCACAACCCCAACCACCAAUUUUACAUGUACAAAGUCCAGCAUCACAACAGUUACCUACACCUCCACAAAUUCAACCUUUAGCAUUAAAUCAGCCACAAGUUCAAAAAGUACCACAAUUCAAAGUAAAGCCAGCAUCUGCUUUAAUGCCCGCUGAAGAUAAUAUGAAAGUCAAUAAAGAUAUUAAAAAUAAAGUUGCAACAUCAUCUCAUAAAAAGAAAAACCGUAAAUCACCAGCUAGUAGUCCCAGACCAUUUUCCAUUGAUCAACCACAGUUUGAUAGCUCAAACUGUAGCCGCGAUGAUGUACAAAGUCCUGCAUAUUCUGAUAUCUCAGAUGAUACUGCACCAAUUCUUGAAGUUGAGAUGAAUGAUAGUAUGAAUAAACAAAAAUUGUCUACUACUGAUAAAAAGUCAGAACCAAAUACAGCACAUUCUCCUCAUCCUAUCCAACCAUAUAACCAUAUGUACCCGGCAUAUUAUGGUCAACCGCCUUAUUUGAUUUCCUCUGUUCAACCGAAUGACACAUCUAAACAAAUUAAAGAAGGUGAAAAAAUUAACCAACAUUCACAAGAUUUAAAAAUGUCGUCUUCAACUGGAGAUAAAGAUAAUAAGAAAGAUUUACAAUCAAAUCAAGCGGCUGAAUAUCAGCAACAAAAGCUUUUGCAACAGUAUUUUAAUUAUGAUUCCUAUGUUCAAAAUUAUCCUUAUAAUAUCGGAGCAGGAUAUCCAAUGUCUAUGGUACAAGAUAAAGAAAUGAAGCCUGAUGAUAAAAAUCAUCAACCUUCAAUGCCUGGUACUUUGAGUGUUCCUCAGCCUAAUAAAAUAAAAACUGAACAAAUAAUACCCAAAGAAAAACCUUCCCAUCAAAACGAAAAUCAUCAAAUUAUGAAAGAAAGCAUUGAAAUGAAGUCACAAAUGAAUUCAGCUUAUAUGUUUUCACGGCAACAGCAGCAGCAACAGCAGCAACAACAACAACAGCAACAACAACAACAGCAACAACAACAACAGCAUCAGCAGCAACAACAGCAGCAGCAGCAGCAGCAGCAACAACAGCAGCAGCAACAACAGCAACAACAACAGCAGCAAGAUGAUGUAAGACGUUAUUAUGUAUAUCCAGAUCAGAGACGGAAGGAUCAUGGUUCUGGUGAUCAUUCACAUACGAAAUCGAAUACACAAAGUACACCAACUAAGCAUUCUAUGGGUACUAACUCAAUACACAAGCAUAAAGAAAAACACGAAGACAAGAAAGAUGAUAAAAUGUGUAAAAGUUCUUCUCAUAUGUCAGAAGGAGUUAAACCUACAAUGGAAACACAAGGACCACCUCCACCUCCUACGUCUUCAUAUGCAUAUAUACAUCCGGGUUUUAUGCAGUCACCCCAUUUUGCUGGCGCUUUGGCAUUUGAUCCCAUGUACAGGAGUGCAAUGAAUCCUAUGUUGGUGCCUGGACCUUAUGGCAAUACACCACCACCCCCUUAUUUACAUCCUCAGCUACAUGCUCAAAUGCAACGGUAUCAUGCACCUGAAGAUCUCUCACGACCAGCUGUUUCUACACAGUCUUCAACUCCUUCCCAACCACCACCUGGGCCUAAGGCGGCUCUUGAUCUCCUACAACAUCAUGCUAGUCAAUAUUACUCUUCACAUAAGAUACAUGAAUUACAAGAACGUGCCAUUAAGUCGCCUACACCAAAACCGAAUGCACAACCGGGUCUAACGCCAGCUCCGUCACCAGGAACAAGGCAAUCUCCAUCUUUAACGUCAACUGGCAUAGUACCAUCUGCCACUGAACGAACUACGUCUACUGGUCCUCCUUCGUCUACCCAAUCUUCUGGUAAAUCGGGGUCAACUGGUGAUCCAAAAGACUGCCGUUCACCACCUCCUCAAAGGCAUGUACAUACACAUCAUCAUACACAUGUAGGUCUUGGAUAUCCACUAUAUCCAGCGCCUUACACGGGCAAGCCUUUAUAA
Messenger RNA from Macrosiphum euphorbiae (potato aphid), 4068 nucleotides. The record is from the annotation of a GenBank genome assembly. NCBI's taxonomy places the organism in Eukaryota, Metazoa, Arthropoda, Insecta, Hemiptera, Aphididae.